AUGGCUUACGAAGGUGGUCGUGGCGGCAGCAGCCGUGGCGGAUUUGGUGGAGGCCGUGGAGGAGGCCGUGGUGGAUUUGGUGGUGAUCGUGGUGGCCGUGGAGGUCGUGGUGGCUUCGGAGGCGGUCGUGGUGGCGGCCGUGGUGGAUUUGGUGGUGAUCGUGGCGGCCGUGGUGGUGGCCGUGGUGGAUUUGGUGGUCGUGGUGGUGGCCGUGGUGCCCCUCGUGGCCGUGGUGCUCCUCGCGGUGGUCGUGGCGGUGCUGGUGGUGCCCGUGGUGGUGCCAAGGUCGUUGUUGAACCCCACAGACAUGCCGGUAUCUUUGUUGCCCGUGGAAAGGAAGAUCUUUUGGUCACCAAGAACUUGGUUCCCGGAGAAGCUGUUUAUGGUGAGAAGCGUAUCUCCAUUGAUGGUCCCGAAGGUACCAAGAUUGAAUAUCGUGUGUGGAAUCCUUUCAGAUCCAAGUUGGCUGCUGCUGUUUUGGGUGGUCUUGAUCAUAUCCAUGUUGCUCCCGGCAAGAAGGUCCUCUAUCUCGGUGCUGCCUCUGGUACUUCCGUCUCUCAUGUUGCCGAUGUUGUUGGCCCUGAAGGUGCUGUUUAUGCAGUUGAAUUCUCUCAUCGUCCCGGUCGUGAUUUGAUCAACAUGGCCAAGAAGCGUACUAACGUUGUUCCCAUCAUUGAAGAUGCUCGUCAUCCUCAAAAGUACCGUAUGCUUGUUCCCAUGGUUGAUGUCAUUUUCGCUGAUGUUGCUCAACCCGAUCAAGCUCGUAUCAUUGCAUUGAACGCUCACCAUUUCCUCAAGAACGAAGGCCACAUUGUCAUUUCCAUCAAGGCCUCUUGUAUUGAUUCCACUGUUGAUGCUGCUACCGUUUUUGCCCGUGAAGUCAAGAAGCUCCAAGAAGAAAGAAUCAAGCCUCAAGAACAACUUACUCUUGAACCUUAUGAAAGAGAUCACGCUGUUGUUGUUGGCAAGUAUGUGAGAAACAAGUAA
Mucor velutinosus is the source of this 987-nucleotide messenger RNA. RefSeq lists its product as uncharacterized. The transcript is spliced from 2 exons. Gene Ontology annotation, cellular component: box C/D methylation guide snoRNP complex; small-subunit processome; nucleolus. The record is from RefSeq and is a predicted model, not a curated record. NCBI's taxonomy places the organism in Eukaryota, Fungi, Mucoromycota, Mucoromycetes, Mucorales, Mucoraceae. The coding region runs from base 1 to 987 and encodes 328 amino acids. Gene Ontology annotation, molecular function: rRNA methyltransferase activity; histone H2AQ104 methyltransferase activity; RNA binding. Gene Ontology annotation, biological process: box C/D sno(s)RNA 3'-end processing; rRNA methylation.